UUACAACAGGCUUAUCAAUCAAGCAUGUUGAAGGCAUUUAAAAAGACCCUUGAUGAGGGGGUUUUCUCCCUUGUAAUUGUGGAUGACCGCAAUCUGCGGGUAGCUGAUUUUGCUCAGUUUUGGGCAACUGCAAAGAGAUCUGGUUAUGAAGUUUACCUUUUAGAAGCUACCUACACGGAUCCAACGGGUUGCGCAGCUCGAAAUAUACAUGGUUUCACCCAGGAUGACAUACAAAAGAUGGCUAGAAAAUGGGAAGAAGCUUCGUCAUUGUACUUGAAACUGGACAUCAAGUCAUUAUUCCACGGUGAUGAUUUGAAGGAAAGCGGGAUUCAAGAGGUAAUUUCAUAGACUAUAUGCCAUUUGAAUGCUUUUAUCUAGACUAGGAAAGUGCUUCUGAAGUUCUUGUUGAUUAAUAUUCUUGAAUAGCUAAAACAAGCUGUGGUUUUGAUUCUUGUUGAAGAGAAGAUUAUAUCAAUUGUGGUUCACAUAGAUAGCAGAUGGAUCCUGAAUUUUUUUCUCCCCCCACCCCCAAUUUGUGGUUGUUUUCAUUGCAUUUCCAAGGACAUUAUUUGCAUGGUACAUAAGAGUGAAAUAGGAUAAAGAUUAACUUUUAUAUUUUUUGGAGGUCUCAACACUUAGCUACUUCUCCCAUUUCAUUCCCACUUCCAGUACCUCUAAAAUUGGUGAUACUAUGUUCCUAAAUGUAAUUGCUAUGAAGCACAGACACCUCCCCGGGGCCUGCGUACGAGUGUCAGACACGCUGUGGACAUGUGUCGAACACUCUCCCUAAGGUGUCCCCUUUUUUUUUUAAUUUUUCCAAUCUGACACACGAUGGACAUGCGAUGACAUGUUUUGGACACGCGUGAGGUGGAUCGAAGAAGCCCUAACCCGUUGGGGAGAGAGAGAGAGAGAGAGAGGUCGAUGAAGGAAGCCCUGAAGUUGUUCAAAAGAGAUCAAUUGAAGCACUGAAGCUGUUCAAAAGAGAUCAAUCCAAGGCCCUUCUGAGUUGCAUUUUGACAUGGAUAUGGAACCUAACAAUGAUUGUGGUUGGAAGCCAAAACUAGGAAUGCCAUUUGAUUCAAAAGGUUCCGGCAUCUGUUCGUGUAAGGAGAGAAACUGCUAUUCAGAAGUCCAAACCAAAGCCAUCUCUCUCAACAGCUGUAGCAGCAGUCAAAAAGCCAGCAGUUGCUCGAACUGAGGUGAAACCAGAGUCUGUUAAUUACUCAUCAGCAGCGGCGCCAAAGACCCAGAGUGUUGAUGACUCGUAUAUGGCCUUCUUAGAGGACAUGAAGGCAUUGGGUGCCCUAGAUAGUUGAGCUGAUUUUACCAAAAUGAAGAGGUGCAGAGAGAAACAAUUUGUACAGCUAUUUUGAUCAAUCUGCGUUUCACUGAGUAAGAAUCAUUCCAUGCUCAUGGCCUUUAAGUCCUGUAAUAUUGUCUUGGAGCCUUUUAACAUUGUUACAAUUUUUAAACUAUCUCAAAUUUCGAGAUGUGUAAGUUACAACUUCGGAUUUUAUUUUUUUAUUUUUUUUUUUAACGCUUCAGUGCGGGGCAAAAUAUGUUAACCUACAGAAGUAGAAAAUUUCUACAUUGAAGUUGAAGUUUGUUUUCUCAAUAGCAUAGUCUUUUCUUUUUA
This is a messenger RNA of Camellia sinensis, 1636 nucleotides long. The record is from RefSeq and is a predicted model, not a curated record. NCBI's taxonomy places the organism in Eukaryota, Viridiplantae, Streptophyta, Magnoliopsida, Ericales, Theaceae.